UCUAUAGAGACAGAAUCAUUUCAAGCUUCUCCGACAGAUGGCGAGGCACCCGUGGGUGACUUCAGGUUGAGAAACGGGCGCCCUCCUCCUGCUCUUUCCUGGGGAGGAAAAGGAUGCUGAUGCUGACAGGAAAGCGUGGAAACCAACCGACAGCCAGCACAGCGCGCUUUCGUGAUGUCCUUAUUUUAACUCCGCUCGCCAAUGUCAGAAGACAUCAACGGGGAAAGCCUUAAGAAGCGCGGCUCAAGGUGGUUUUAGACCGGGCGUUGUGAUUUGUGAUCAGCUUAAAACAGUUACGGAUUGCGAGCUAAUUUAAAAAAGAACAGACGGCAAGUGGAAAAUCAAGUUGAUAAUCCACAACAUAACAGUUCAUCAGUUCUUCCGCCGAGCUAUGUAGUUCGUCAACAGUAGCAAACAAAGUUGUUGCUAAGCGACAAUGAAGUCCGUCCGUAUCGGUGGCGUUUUUUUGCGGUCUCGCGCAUUGAUAUUUAAAUUAACCGUCAGGUGUGCGAUAAUUUACAACGGUUUCGAAGGCACGUCAGCCAAUCAAAGCUGAGGGCCGGAACUAAUUUUUCCUCAUAAACGUAAAUAACCCAACUAGCCAGCACCUAGACAGCUGUUUAGUACUGGGAGUAAGCUAGCUUGUUCAUGACCCGUCUUUCCGUCAUCGAAAGGCUCCACGAGGAUUAGUUUUGAUUUACCUGAAAGCUUAAGCUAACUCCGUUGGACUCUUGUUUGCCACCUGACCACUCGAGUCGAUUUCCCUCCCCCUUGUAAUUGCCAUUUUCCAAUGAUGACAGAGCUGUCGCAGGGACACGUUGAUGGCAAACAUCCUCUGUCACUCAGGCAGUACUGUAUGGACAGUCUUUGGAGGUCUACUAAACCAAACCUAUGUUUAUGAUGAUGGGACCUUGGACAGAAGCGGGAACACAGCCAGAGGCAGCCAUGAGCCCUCCACGCCGACCAUCGAGUUCCCAUGGUGACAGCAGGCCCUCCACUGAGACCCUGCAGAAGAAUAACAGCAGCAACUCAGGUGUUAUUCUGGACAUCUCGGCUCUCAAGAUGGCAGAUGUGGAUUCAGAGGUGCCUCCUCUUCCGCCUCGCUACCGCUUCAGGGACUUACUGCUGGGGGACCAGACAUUUCAGAAUGAUGACAGGUAUCAGGAGGAGUACAGUAUGGACUCAACCAAUGCCCAGGUGCAGGUGGAGUUCUACGUGAACGAAAACACCUUUAAGGAGAGGCUGAAGCUUUUCUUCAUCAAAAACCAAAGGUCAAGCCUGAGAAUCCGCCUGUUCAACUUCUCAUUGAAGAUUCUCACUUGUGUCCUGUACAUAGUGAGAGUCAGCCUGGAUGACCCCAAGGAUUUAAAUGGCAACCCAUGCAGUUCAAUGUGCCAGAACAACAGUUUGACAAACACAGCAGAGUCAUCAGAAAUCAAGUGGGACCUGAUUUUCUGGGUGAACAGAAGGGAGUCGGUGUGGGCGAUACAGGUGUCGGUGGCCUUAAUCAGUUUCUUGGAGACCAUGCUUAUCACAUAUCUCAGCUACAAGGGUAACAUUUGGGAGCAGAUCUUCCAGAUAUCCUUCAUAUUGGAGAUGAUCAAUUCAGUGCCAUUUAUAAUCACAAUCUUCUGGCCUCCAUUGAGAAACAUAUUCGUCCCUGUAUUUCUUAACUGCUGGCUUGCCAAAGGUGCCCUGGAGAACAUGAUUAAUGAUUUCCACCGUGCCAUCCAGAGGACCCACUCUGCCAUGUUCAACCAGGUGUUCAUCCUUAUCUGCACCUUACUGUGUCUGGUGUUCACUGGAGCUUGUGGGAUCCAGCACCUAGAGAGAGCAGGGAAGCACCUGACCUUGUUUGACUCGUUCUAUUUCUGCAUCGUCACAUUCUCCACUGUGGGCUAUGGGGACGUAACACCACAGAUCUGGCCCUCGCAGCUGCUGGUGGUCAUUCUCAUCUGUGUUGCCCUGGUGGUCCUCCCACUGCAGUUUGAAGAACUAGCGUACCUGUGGAUGGAGAGCCAGAAGUUAGGAGGAAACUACAGUCGUCAUCGCGCACAGACAGAGAAGCAUGUGGUGUUGUGUGUCAGCUCACUGAAGAUCGACCUGCUGAUGGAUUUCCUCAACGAGUUCUACGCUCAUCCCAGACUGCAGGACUAUUACGUGGUGAUUCUGUGCCCGACAGAGAUAGACAUUCAGGUUCGCCGUAUCCUCCAGAUCCCUCUGUGGUCUCAGCGGGUUAUCUACCUGCAAGGAUCUGCCCUUAAAGACCAGGACCUGAUGAGGGCCAAGAUGGAUGACGCCGAGGCCUGCUUCAUCCUGAGCAGCAGGAACGAAGUUGAUCGAACUGCUGCUGACCACCAGACUAUUUUGAGGGCCUGGGCUGCGAAGGACUUUGCUCCAAACUGUCCCCUCUACGUCCAGAUUCUCAAACCAGAAAAUAAAUUUCAUGUUAAGUUUGCUGAUCAUGUAGUGUGUGAAGAGGAGUUCAAGUAUGCCAUGCUGGCACUCAAUUGUGUGUGUCCAGCCACGUCCACCUUAGUCACGCUCUUGGUUCACACCUCCAGAGGACAGGAGGGACAGCUGUCACCAGAACACUGGCAGAAGAUGUAUGGCCGCUGCUCGGGAAACGAGGUCUACCAUAUCCGCUUGUGUGACAGCAAGUUUUUUGGGGAGUACGAUGGAAAAAGCUUCACCUACGCUUCCUUCCAUGCACAUAAGAAGUAUGGUGUGUGUUUGAUCGGGGUGAAGAGGGAGGACAACAAGAGCAUCCUCCUGAACCCCGGCCCCCGCCAUAUCAUGGCUGCCGCUGACACCUGCUACUACAUCAACAUCACCAAGGAGGAGAACUCAGCCUUCAUCUUCAAACAGGAGGAGAAGCACAGCAAAGGUCUGGCUGUCUCCGGCCUCUACGACGCCCCCUCCAGGCUGCCUGUGCACAGCAUCAUCGCCAGCAUGGUUGAUCAGGCCACUUCAUAUGGCACUGUAGCCAUAGAUCUCCAGAACCCCGAUCCCCCCGAGGAGAGCGGCAAACUGACCUUGCCGACGGAAAACGGCGCUGGGAGCCGCAGACCGAGCAUUGCACCUGUCCUGGAGAUCGCCGACUCCUCUGCCAUCCUGCCAUGCGACCUGCUCAGCGAUCAAUCAGAGGAUGAGACCAACCAGUCAGAUGAGGAGGGCUCUGUAGGGUCAGAUUUUGUGAAGGGAUACCCUCCCAACUCGCCCUACAUCGGCAGCUCUCCAACCCUGUGCCACCUCCUACCACAGAAAGCUCCAUUCUGCUGCCUUCGCCUCGACAAGGGCUGCACACAUAACAGCUUUGAGGAUGCCAAGGCAUACGGCUUCAAGAAUAAGCUCAUUAUAGUGUCUGCAGAGACCGCAGGAAACGGUCUCUACAACUUCAUCGUACCUCUGCGCGCUUACUAUCGGCCCAGGAAGGAGCUCAACCCCAUAGUGCUGCUGCUGGACUACCCGCCAGACAACCACUUCUUAGAGGCAAUUUGCUGCUUUCCAAUGGUGUACUUCAUGGCUGGCACUAUUGAUAACCUGGACAACCUGCUGCAGUGUGGUAUAAUCUACGCAGACAACUUGGUCGUGGUGGACAAAGAGAGCACCAUGAGCGCUGAGGAGGACUACAUGGCAGACGCCAAGACCAUUGUCAACGUCCAGACUAUGUUCAGGUUGUUCCCCAGCCUCAGCAUCAUCACUGAGCUCACACACCCAUCCAACAUGAGGUUCAUGCAGUUCAGAGCCAAGGACUGCUACUCACUCGCUCUCUCCAAACUGGAGAAGAUAGAGCGUGACAAGGGCUCCAACCUGGCCUUCAUGUUCCGGCUGCCGUUUGCUGCAGGCAGGGUGUUCAGUAUCAGCAUGUUGGAUACGCUGCUUUACCAGUCCUUCGUUAAGGACUACAUGAUCGCUAUUGCGAGGCUUCUCCUUGGUCUGGACACCACGCCUGGCUCUGGGUACCUGUGUGUUAUGAAGGUCACAGAGGAGGAUCUGUGGAUCAGGACUUAUGGCAGACUCUUUCAGAAACUUUGUUCCUCCAGCGCUGAGAUCCCCAUAGGGAUCUACCGCACCGAGUCACACAUGUUCUCAAGCUCAGAGUGCAAGGGCAGUUAUGUACAGUCUCAGGUGUCCAUCAACGUGGAGCAGGGCGAGGAGCAUCGUGAGCGUGGAGAGUCCUGGAAGGAGAAGACGGCCCACAGAAACUCCACCACGAGCAACCAAUCGGAGCACCCGCUGCUGAGGAAGAAGAGCAUGCAGUGGGCGCGGCGUCUGAGCAGGAAGAGCAACAAACCGUCAAGUCGAGCCGAGCGCAUCUCGCAGCAGAGACUCAACCUGUACCGACGCUCCGAGCGACAGGAGCUGUCUGAGCUGGUCAAGAAUCGCAUGAAGCACCUGGGCCUGCCCACCGUGGGAUAUGGAAGAACCUCAAAAGCUCAAGAUCUUCCUAAGAACCAUGAAAAGGAUGUUUCUAAUCUCACUGCGAGCGAUGUCAUGAAUCGAGUAAAUCUAGGAUAUUUGCAAGAGUUGCAGGACAUUUCAGAGCAUCCGUAUACAGAGGGAACCAGGCUGUCAGACGAGAUGAACGACCACCAGAACACGCUGUCCUACGUCCUCAUCAAUCCUCCUCCUGACACCAUGCUGGAGCUCAAUGACAUUGUGUACAUUAUCCGGUCUGACCCACUGGCACACAUGCCAGAGGACGCACAGGUGGGGCAGGCACGCAGCACAAGGAACCAGCAGGACUUUGGCACAGAGACAAGAGACGAGACUCAUCUCUGAAACAGAAGAAAAAAACAGCUGUCUAUUGUGAAUGUGCAUUAUGUGUCUCUCAGGCUCAGACCAGAAACAAUCAGACAGCGCUGAGAGACCUGUUGUUUCCCACUGAGCUGCUACAGGAGGAUGCAUGAAGAGUGCCUCGUCAUCCACCCCAACUCCAUUCACAUGCCUCUACUAACUGUACUAAUACACAUCGCCCUCGCUAAACAGUCUGGACCUGAGAACAAGGCACUGGAAAUGACUCCCUCAUCCCCACUAACCAAAGGUCUGAGAGGUUUGAUUGCUGUUGUGAGAGGUCUUUGGACAGUCAGAGGAUUUUUUUUUGUGCACAUAUAGGAUAUUAAACCAUUCUUUCGCCCAACAAUGUUUUGCUCAGGGGUGAAGUUGCCCUCACACCGUGACUCAGACCGACUUCCUCUACACCUGUUUCUACCUAAACUCACAAAAGAACUGAAUCUCGGGGCAACUACACCCUCCUCCACACCGUCACCAUCAUGUUUUUUAAAGAGAACGGUAAAUGCUUUGAAUUUCUAGCUCUUCAAGCAUUUACCAUGAAAUUACAAUACAUGUGCACUUUUCCUUAAUUUAUUACAGAUGUUUUAGUUUCUAUUGACUGUUUGUAUGCUCUUUAUCAGACAGGAUUUUCAUUUUCUUUAUGAGCACAAACUUUUUUACAACAAACUGUCCCCUGGCAUUUUUAAUCAGCCAUAUAAAAAAAUAUUUUCUGUUAUGUUUUUGGAAACUAAUUUUUGUUGUAGUUAUUGUUGAAAAGUGAAUAUUGUUAAUUUAUUUCACUAUUUUAAACAGUCUCAGAUUAUGUCUGCUCUACUAUAUGUGCCAUUUUGUUUAAGAUAUUUAUAUGUUUAAAUUUGUACAUCAGUGCCAUUCCGCAUCUAUUUUUAUGAUAUCAGUGUUAGUGUUUUUUAUUUUAGAACCUGGCCAAUACAUAAAUCAUACACCUGCAGUAUAGAAAUACCAAAAGAAUACCGGUAAAUGAGGGAUAUAUUCAUACAAAAUAUGAAUUACUCAUUUGUAUCAGCUAUUUCAACAAUCAUAAAUUAAGUUAAUGUUAAUAAUACAGGCUUGCCCACACCCUGCACUACUGAAUUUACUAGAAAUCAGUAUAGGUUAUUGUAAUUCUAUAAGCUACUUUUUUAAUUUAUAUUUCUUAUUUUCGUAGUUAAAUUUAAGAAUGUACUUGUUUAAUUUGUUUUGUUUAUAGUUGUUAUUUAUAGCUGUAGUGUAAUUUUUUCAGCUGUAAAAUGUCUCUCUACAUUUCAUGUUCACAAAUGUUUAAUAACCAAAUUUAAAGGAAUAGGUUAACAUUUUGUGACGUGCUUAUUUGCUCAUUGGAGAUUUAGAUGAGUAGCUUGACACCGCUCUCAUAUCUGUAUGAUAAAUAUAAAAGUAGAGAAAGCGGGAGAUUAGCUUAGCUUAGCAUAAAGACUAAGCUAAAGGAAGCAGCGGGAAACGUCAAGUACCACUUUUAAAGCUUGCUACCGUAACAUGUCAUAUCUUGUUUGUUUAAAACAUAUGUGAGGAUUAAACAAAAUAUAACAUAUACAUUUGUGAGCUUAAGACGUGCCAGUAGGCAGAUUUUGCUAGCUGCUUCCAGUGUUUAUGCUAAGCUAAGACAACCAUCUGGCUGUUUUUUGAUUAGUCAUGAGAGUGGUGUCAAUCUUCUCAUCUAACUCUCAGCAGGAUAGUGAAUAAGCGUGUAUUCCAAAUUUCCAAAGUGACAUUAAGAUUUCCUUAUCAGAAAAAACAAUUGUCAGAUAUAUCAUUAUCAAAUUGUUUUCAACUCAAAUAUCAAUCCAGUAUCGGUCAGAUUCUAGUGUUCUUAUUCUUUUACCUUGAAUUCAUUUGAUGUUGAUGGUAAAUCCUCCAGUAUCAGAACUCUUUAAUGAGUUGCAGGAGGACUGGCAGCAGAAGAGUUUUGCACUGAUAGGGUUAUGGUUAGUGAUCUAUCUGUAAUCUAUUUCCAAAUAUAUUUGGAUAUAUAGCUGAAAAUGAAGUGCUCUCUCUUCCAAAUUGUACAGGCCACACGUGUGUAAAGAGUGUCACGGUGCAGUAUUUGAAUCUUUUCAUUUGAUCAUUUCUCAGAUGUAUGUUUGGUUUGAUCACUGUAAAUAGUAACUAUUUAUUCACCGUUUUGCCAUUUAUUUUUCCUUUGUUUUGUUUCAAUCUCUUCUGUGUGAUUUUAAGAAAUGAAAGAGGACUUGAACUAUUUUUGCACUAAGCUCUGCGGGGAUGUCUAGAGCAAAUCAGCAUGACCCUUUAAGCUGAAUCUGUACAACACAGCGGACAGUAUUCAACCAUUCCUGUGAAGCAAAGACAGUCAGAUGUGCAGUAUUGUGCACAUGCACACCUUGCAGAUGUUUGCAAAGCUUACUUUAUGUGCCAUUUUUAUUUUUCAUGUCAAAGAUCAAGUGAUAGUUAUGAUGAAGUAAUCUAAAAUGUAUUGUUUUCUCUUUGAAAUCUGCCUUUUUUUUGUGGAGGAAUCAGCAUAAGCUUUUUUUCCAAUUUAUAUAUUUUGCAAAGAGUCCAAUUGAGAUGAACUGUUGAUCUUUGCUCAGUAGCCCCCCCCCCCCUCCCCAGAAUGGUCAGUUUACAGGGCAGGAGAGCUGAGGAGUGAAAGCAUGAUGGAGGAUACGAUCUGUGUGCUGAUCCAUUCAUUUAACGUCUUCCUGGGUCCUCACUUCACACAACUCCACAAAGAAAUCAAUUCAGAUCUCCUACUGUCCAUACUUACAAUACCACAAGGGGCAUGUAAACACACAAAAAAAAGCAUGUUUUGAUAUACAAGCUUGCCAAGAACAAUACAUUUUGUACAUUUAGCAGGACAUUUAGUGUGAUGUCCCGUCGCUAGAGAAACCCAUAAUCAAGUCAACUGCUUGCAAGUUGGAUCCAUUAUUUGAUACUGUGUAUUUAUAUGAAUGGAACAUGCAUGUCGUCUCGGUGUUAUCAAAAGCCUCCGUAUCAUGUUUACCUCCACUUUGUUUUUAGGUCAAGUGUCAAAAAGGGGUUGAUCCAUUUUGUACUAUUUCUUAUGAGAAGCGAGUGUCCUUCUACGUAUAUAAAAUAUGAACAAAUAAAUGCUGCAUGCAGCCAGA
Molecule: messenger RNA, 7895 nt
Organism: Seriola aureovittata
Lineage: Eukaryota; Metazoa; Chordata; Actinopteri; Carangiformes; Carangidae
Product: potassium channel subfamily T member 1-like
Exons: 37
Coding region: 892-4785 (1297 amino acids)
Biological process (GO): potassium ion transport
Cellular component (GO): membrane
Molecular function (GO): intracellular sodium-activated potassium channel activity
Source: RefSeq, a predicted model, not a curated record